AUGUCUCUACAAGACGUCGUAGUUAUUUGGCUCGAUGGAACAUUUGAAGGAGACAACUAUCAAAAAAUGAAAGAUGAAUUUAAUCAAAAAAUUGGUUCGACAGCUGCAUCGACAUCUUCUAAUGAUAUUGAUAGUUUGAUUUGUAAGGAAACCAAAGAAGAUCUUAUAACAAAUGGUGCUCCAGUUAUUACUGUUUCAACAUCAGAAGAAGCAUUUCGAGAAAUUGAAAAUCAUUCUGAAGCAAAAAUUUUCUUCAUUUCAUCCGGUAGUUUAGGUAAAGAUAUGGUGCCAAAAAUUGUACGUCAAUAUCCUCUUAUGCAUUCAUUUUAUAUUUUUUGUUUUAAAAUGACUAAACAUGCUGAUUGGGCAUUAGACUAUACUAAUUGUCUUCAAAUGUUCGAUCAUCCAAUUGAUUUAUUAGUUCGACUUAUGCGUGAUAUUUCGACAUACUUCAUUGAACAAGGAAAAUUAUAUUUGGAAGUUAAUGAUCCACAUAAUGCAUUAAAAUAUUUUAAACAUGCUUGGAAUCUUGAAACACGCGCAAAUGAAAAAGAUAAGGUGCCACCAAACACAAAAAACAAAGAAAAACAUGUUGUUCAACGAGAUUAUCGCAUUCGUCUCGAUUUAUUGGAAGGCAACAAUGGACUUAUUCGUCGAGCUGAAAUGGCUUUAGACAAAUAA
Rotaria sp. Silwood1 is the source of this 681-nucleotide messenger RNA. The record is from the annotation of a GenBank genome assembly. NCBI's taxonomy places the organism in Eukaryota, Metazoa, Rotifera, Eurotatoria, Philodinida, Philodinidae.